CUUCCAUCACAGAUUCACAGUUGUAUAAAUAUUUAGUCAAGUCAAUUAUUUCUAUUUUUUGAGUGGCAUUUAUAUAAAUUAUGAACCAUGUUUCAAAUUACCUGGCCAAUGGGCCGGGCCCUAAUCUAGUGUUGGUUAGGCAGUUUGUUAGCAAACGAGCAGAUUUCAAGUCUCAAGGUCCAGUGGGAGAUUUGGACCAACAACGCACUAGCCCAUAUUCUGGCCCGCAAUGCUCAAAACUAGGACCAUUUAUAUUAUUUUUGAACAGUUGAUCCACCAUCUGUUUUUGCUGAAAAGAAGCACAAAGGCUUUAUUAUAUUUAAAAAAAAAAAAAAAACUCCCGUCCUCAACGGUUGCUUGCCUUUUUCGAAAACUUCGCCCGCCUUCUGGUCGUCGUUCAAAAACAACUACUACGGCUUGUUACAGCAUUACAGUUACAGACUCACAGUAACUUUUUUCUUCGGAAUACGUUCUUAGUUCUUACAAAGAAAAAUUUCUUUCAGCUUCUUCUUCUGCGCUCUGUCUCUCCGUUGCCAUCCAAACUGAAUUUCCUCAAUGGAAUCCAUGAACACCCCCAAAUCCCUCAAGGCAGCGCAUCUCACCAAAUCAACAAGCACGGCCAUGGCGGACUCCAAUUUCGGCUCCAAGGUGAGGGUAAUCGUGAGGGUGCGCCCUUUCCUCCCUAGCGAAAUCGCUGCAAAGCACGAGCUCAGUUCCUGCAUCUCCCUUCUGGAUCAAGUCUCCGAAUCUGGAGACGAGGUGGCCGUUUACCUCAAAGAUCCGGAGAGCAGCCGGAGUGAAGUCUAUCAGUUGGACUCGUUCUUCAGCCCGGAAGACAACAACGUCAACAGGAUUUUCCAGAGAGAGGUGAGCCCGUUGAUACCUGGGUUGUUCCAGGGAUGCAAUGCUACAGUUUUCGCCUAUGGAGCUACCGGCAGUGGGAAGACCUACACAAUGCUGGGUAGUGAUGGAUUGCCGGGCCUGAUGCCGCUGGCCAUGUCCAAUAUUCUUUCCAUGUGUAGCAGGACACCAAGCACAGUUGAAAUUUCAUACUACGAAGUAUACUUGGAGAAAUGCCAUGAUCUUCUUGAACCCAAUGAAAAAGAGAUUGCGAUUCUGGAUGACAGAGAGGGGAAAACUCACCUCAAGGGGCUAUGUGGAGUGCCCAUCAGUUCAAUGCCGGAGUUCCAGGAGGUGUUCUCUCGUGGAACUCAGAGAAGGAAGGUUGCACAUACGGGUCUCAAUGAUGUCUCCAGCAGGAGCCAUGGGGUGCUGGUGAUAAGUGUCUCCACUCCUAUUGGAGAUGGCUCAUCCGUUUAUGGGAAGUUGAACCUCAUAGAUUUAGCAGGCAACGAAGACAAUAGGAGGACAUUCAAUGAGGGGAUCCGUCUGCAGGAGAGUGCCAAGAUCAACCAGUCCUUGUUUGCUUUGUCGAAUGUUAUCUACGCACUGAACAACAACAAACAGUGGAUACCAUAUCGUGAAAGCAAACUGACCAGGAUUCUGCAGGACUCUCUUGGAGGAACAAGCCGUGCUCUGAUGGUUGCCUGUCUGAAUCCUGGAGAGUACCAAGAAUCCGUAAAUACAGUCAGCUUGGCAUCUAGGUCUCGCCACGUCAAGAAUUUUGUGCCUUCAGCUCAGAAACUGGAGACUCCAAAGGUCAAAAUGAACAUGGAAGCGAAACUCCAAGCUUGGCUGGAAUCAAAGGGAAAGACCAAGAGUAAUGCCCAUAGAGCUUGUGUUUCACCUUCCCCAUUUCCAGUCAAUUCUGCCAAGAGACUUGAUUUCCUAGGCUCUGUUAAAGCAAAGGUCAGUACUCGGAACGCAGCUUCAAGCUCCAAGAACAGGAUGCUUUCUGAGCCUUUCAGAAGCUUGCAGCUGAACGAUGAAAAUUUGUCUGAUCCUUCUGUUGAGGGAGUCAUGGCUCAAGUUGCUGACAUUGAAGGAUCCCUUGGGCUUGAGAAGGAAAAGGAGAAGUCAGAAGCAAAGGAGUCGAUCAACUUAAGAACAGCACCACCACCAAUGACUGAUAAGAAAAGUAGCAGCAGCACAGUACAGGAAAGUCCUCUAAGGAAGGUGUUAUCCCCAAUCUGUCCGAACAUGAACAGAAUUGUUGAGCAGCAAGCAACUACUACUCCUCCAAAAACACCACUGCUUGCAACUUGUGGAGGGAAGAUGGUGGCGACCACCCCACUUGACAAAUUCAACGUCCUGAGCUCCAACCUAAAGAGCUCUAUGAUUCAUGAGUAUCUCAACUUCCUGAACACGGCCAGCAGAGGCGAACUACUGGAAAUUAAGGGCAUAGGAGUUAAGCUGGCAGAAUACAUUGUAGAACUCCGAGAAACAAGCCCUUUGAGAUCAUUGAGUGAUUUGGAGAACAUUGGACUCUCCUCUAAACAGGUUCACAACAUGUUCAGCAGAGCGGCGCAAGGGAUAUUUGAAUCAGGAAAGGAUUAAGGAUUGAAACAAAGCCUUUUGGAGUUGUGUAAAAAACUCCAAUCCCCCAUUCAGAUUGUCUCUCCGACAAAAGACCUUCCCUCACAGCUUUGUUUGUAUUUCUACUAAACCGUAUUUGUACAC
Molecule: messenger RNA, 2580 nt
Organism: Linum trigynum
Lineage: Eukaryota; Viridiplantae; Streptophyta; Magnoliopsida; Malpighiales; Linaceae
Source: the annotation of a GenBank genome assembly